AUGCUGAACUCCCUGAUGAAGCGGGACCUGGAGAAGCACCUGAAUGUGUCCAAGAAGUUCCACCAGAUCAGCAUCCUGCUGGGAAUCGAGCUGCUGUACCAAGUGAACUUCAGCAGGGAGGCCCUCCAGGAGCGCCGGGCUCGCUGCGAGACGCAGAACAUAGACCCCGUGGUCUGGACCAACCAGCGGGUGCUCAAGUGGGUGCGAGAUAUUGACCUGAAGGAGUACGCAGACAACCUGACCAACAGUGGUGUCCACGGCGCCGUGCUGGUGCUGGAACCCACGUUCAACGCUGAGGCCAUGGCCACGGCCCUGGGCAUCCCCAGCGGGAAGCACAUUCUCCGGAGGCACCUGGCGGAGGAGAUGAGUGCCAUCUUCCACCCGGCCAAUUCCACAGGCAUGCGGGAGGCCGAGCGAUUCGGAACGCCCCCGGGGAGGGCCUCCAGCGUCACCCGGGCGGGGAAGGAGGAAAACAGCGGCGGGAUCAAGUACAAGGCUGGCCGGCUGCCCCUGGGAAAGCUAGGAAGGGGCUUCAGCAGCAAAGACCCCGAUUUCCACGAUGACUACGGCUCUCUUCAAAACGAAGAUUGCGGAGACGACGAGCCCCAGGGCAGGCCCGAGCAGGGCCGUGUGGAAGGCUACAACGGCCUGGAGGUCACCAACGUGUAAGGAGCCAAUGCUCCACCGGACCCAACGCAGAGAGACCCAGGGAUGCAGGACAGCCAGGGACUGUCGCUGUUGUACAUAGUGACCUCGGCCCGAGGAUGUUCCUCUAGUCCCGGGAAAUCCCCGCAGACUGCUGUGACUUUGGAUGGGGACCCCGAGGAACGAGGGGGCACCAGCCUGCCCGACUUGAGCGGGCUGUGGACUUCCGUGCUCGCUGGAGGGAGACUGGCCCGGAGGGCCCGUCAGGGUGCCCAGCACCUCUGUCACCAAGGCUCCACCUCGGAGUGACUCAGCCACUGAGCGGUUCAAGCGGUCCCGGGAGCCUUGAACUGAGCCACCAGGAUGGAAAGAGGCACAGGGUUCCCCAAAACACCCUCCCAGGAGGAGCAGAUGGGACCCCAGCCAGACACGCAGAGCCCGGCAGUGACAGCACCAGGAGCUAGCAAAGCUGGCCCCCCCACCCCGUGACCAAUAACUUGGCUUCUGACUUGGGUCACUGAAUCUCUCCUGGGAGAAGGCAAAACGGGAAGGUCAUUCCCAUCCUAAGAGCCGUGUGUCACAUCCGGGUGGACGUGUUAAAGGGCUACUUGCUCCCUUCUCCCGGGAGUGGCUGUCCUGGGCGGAGGCAGGUGACAUCCCUGCGGGGGUGGGUCUGAGCAGCUGACAUUGCCAGGAAAUGCAGAUAUCUGGUCAUCAGGAUGAAGGAUAUCGUGUCGAUAGG
Physeter macrocephalus (sperm whale) is the source of this 1387-nucleotide messenger RNA. RefSeq names its product kazrin. NCBI's taxonomy places the organism in Eukaryota, Metazoa, Chordata, Mammalia, Artiodactyla, Physeteridae. The record is from RefSeq and is a predicted model, not a curated record. The transcript is spliced from 5 exons. Gene Ontology annotation, molecular function: protein binding. The coding region runs from base 1 to 669 and encodes 222 amino acids.